This is a messenger RNA of Microtus ochrogaster (prairie vole), 1036 nucleotides long. It is a transcript of the gene Hoxd9, whose product is annotated as homeobox D9. Gene Ontology annotation, cellular component: nucleus. NCBI's taxonomy places the organism in Eukaryota, Metazoa, Chordata, Mammalia, Rodentia, Cricetidae. Gene Ontology annotation, molecular function: DNA-binding transcription factor activity, RNA polymerase II-specific; RNA polymerase II cis-regulatory region sequence-specific DNA binding. Gene Ontology annotation, biological process: anterior/posterior pattern specification; regulation of transcription by RNA polymerase II; DNA-templated transcription. The record is from RefSeq and is a predicted model, not a curated record.
GGAGCGCGCGGCGCCUCAACAAUGUCGUCCAGUGGCACCCUCAGCAACUACUACGUGGACUCGCUCAUAGGCCAUGAGGGCGACGAGGUGUUCGCCACGCGCUUCGGGCCACCAGGGCCGGGGACACAGGGCCGGCCCUCAGGUGUGGCCGAUGGCCCGACCGCCGCCGCCGAGUUUGCCUCGUGUAGUUUUGCCCCCAAAUCGACCGUGUUCUCCGCCUCGUGGUCCGCGGUGGCCGCCCAGCCCCCGGCGGCGGCGACGAUGAGCGGCCUGUACCACCAGUACGUGUCCCCACCACCCCUGGCCACCGCCGAGCCGGGUCGCUACGUGCGCUCCUGGAUGGAGCCUCUGCCCAGCUUCCCUGGCGGCGCGGGUGGUGGCGGUGGCAGUGGUGGCGGCGGUGGCGGAGGCCCGGGUUCCGUUCCCAGUCCUGGCGGCCCAGCCAACGGGCGCCACUAUGGGAUUAAGCCUGAAACCGGAGCGGCCCCGGCCCCCGCCGUAGCCUCCACCUCCUCCUCCACCUCCUCGUCCUCCUCCUCCAAACGGACUGAGUGCUCCGCGGUCCGCGAGUCCCAGGGGAGCGGCGGCCCAGAAUUCCCGUGCAACUCGUUCCUGCGGGACAAGGCGGCGGCGGGAGGGAACGGGCCCGGGGUGGGAAUCGGGGCCGGGCCUGGGGCGGGAGGCUCGUCUGAGCCCUCAGCUUGCAGCGAUCACCCGAGCCCGGGCUGCCCGCUGAAGGAGGAGGAGAAGCAGCAGCCGCAGCCGCCGCAGCAGCAACUUGACCCAAACAACCCCGCAGCGAACUGGAUCCACGCUCGCUCCACCCGGAAAAAGCGCUGUCCUUACACCAAAUACCAGACGCUGGAGCUGGAGAAGGAAUUCCUCUUCAAUAUGUACCUCACCCGGGACCGGCGCUACGAGGUGGCCAGGAUUCUGAACCUUACAGAGAGACAGGUCAAAAUCUGGUUCCAGAACCGUAGGAUGAAAAUGAAGAAGAUGAGCAAGGAGAAAUGCCCCAAAGGAGACUGACCCAGUG